AUGAGAGUUCUGCCCGCUACGCUGCUGGUUGGAGCAGCUUCCGCCGCUGCCCCGCCGCUCCAGCAGGUCCUCGGUGCGGGAAGGGAGCAGGUGGAGACCUGGUCCAAGCAGGGUACCAGCGCCUUCUCCAAGCCUCUCGAGCACAUCCAGGAUGGCCUGAAGUCGCUGUCCGACGAGGCCCGUCAGCUCUGGGAAGAGGUCUCCAACUACUUCCCGGACUCCAUGGAACAGGCCCCCAUGCUCUCGCUGCCCAAGCCACACACCCGUCUCGCCGACUCGCACUGGGAUCACGUCGUGCGGGGUGCUGAUGUCCAGAGCGUCUGGGUGACUGGCGAGAGUGGCGCCAAGGAACGUGAGAUUGACGGCAAGCUGGAGGCUUACGACCUGCGUGUCAAGAAGGUGGACCCCAGCGCCCUCGGGAUCGACCCGGAUGUGAAGCAGUACAGUGGGUAUCUGGACGAUAACGAGAACGAUAAGCACCUGUUCUAUUGGUUCUUUGAGUCCCGCAAUGAUCCCGAGAACGACCCCGUUGUUCUGUGGCUGAACGGCGGACCCGGUUGCUCCUCGCUGACCGGUCUGUUCAUGGAGCUGGGCCCCAGCUCCAUCAACAAGAAGAUUGAGGCAGUCUACAAUGAUUACUCGUGGAACUCGAACGCCUCGGUGAUCUUCCUGGACCAACCCGUCAACGUUGGCUACUCCUACAGCGGGUCCUCUGUCAGCGACACCGUGGCUGCCGGCAAAGAUGUCUACGCCCUGCUGUCCUUGUUCUUCAAGCAGUUCCCUCAAUACUCUUCUCAGGACUUCCACAUUGCCGGCGAGUCCUAUGGCGGUCACUACAUUCCCGUCUUCGCCUCCGAGAUCCUUUCUCACAAGAAGCGCAACAUCAACCUCAAGUCCGUCCUCAUCGGAAAUGGUCUGACCGAUGGCCUCACCCAGUACGAGUACUACCGCCCGAUGGCCUGCGGUGACGGUGGCUACCCGGCUGUUCUGGAUGAGGGCUCCUGCCAGUCCAUGGACAAUGCCUUGCCACGUUGCCAGCAGAUGAUUGAGUCCUGCUACAACAGCGAGAGCUCCUGGGUCUGCGUUCCGGCCUCGAUCUACUGCAACAACGCUCUCUUGGCCCCGUAUCAACGCACUGGUCAGAACGUCUACGACGUCCGCAGCAAGUGCGAAGACGAGAGCAACCUGUGCUACAAGGGCAUGGGCUAUGUCAGCGACUACCUCAACAAGCCGGAGGUGCGCAAGGCUCUGGGUGCCGAGGUCGACGGCUACGACUCGUGCAACUUUGACAUCAACCGCAACUUCCUCUUCCACGGUGACUGGAUGAAGCCCUACCACCGCCUGGUGCCGGAGCUCCUCGAGCAGAUUCCAGUCCUAAUCUAUGCUGGUGACGCCGACUUCAUCUGCAACUGGCUGGGCAACAAGGCCUGGUCCGAGGCCCUCGAAUGGCCCGGCAAGUCCAAGUUCGCGGCCGCCGAGCUGGAAGACCUGGUCAUCAAGGACAACGAGCACACCGGCAAGAAGAUCGGCCAGGUCAAGUCCCACGGCAACUUCACCUUCAUGCGCCUGUACGGCGGCGGUCACAUGGUCCCCAUGGACCAGCCCGAGUCCAGCCUGGAGUUCUUCAACCGCUGGCUGGGUGGCGAGUGGUUCUAA
This is a messenger RNA of Penicillium lagena, 1656 nucleotides long. RefSeq names its product carboxypeptidase C PRC1 (gene cp3). Gene Ontology annotation, molecular function: serine-type carboxypeptidase activity. Gene Ontology annotation, biological process: proteolysis. Bases 1 to 1656 code for a protein of 551 amino acids. The record is from RefSeq and is a predicted model, not a curated record. The transcript has 2 exons. Lineage: Eukaryota; Fungi; Ascomycota; Eurotiomycetes; Eurotiales; Aspergillaceae. Gene Ontology annotation, cellular component: fungal-type vacuole.